Molecule: messenger RNA, 1364 nt
Organism: Sipha flava (yellow sugarcane aphid)
Lineage: Eukaryota; Metazoa; Arthropoda; Insecta; Hemiptera; Aphididae
Exons: 8
Coding region: 1-1296 (431 amino acids)
Biological process (GO): mRNA export from nucleus
Cellular component (GO): nucleus
Molecular function (GO): mRNA binding
Source: RefSeq, a predicted model, not a curated record
AUGAAGUUCAUAAAAGGAAAGCGACCCCAGAAUGGUCGAGAUUGUGGAGGGCGUACCAAAACACUGCAAUCUGGUCCUCAAAAUCGUUUACGUUUAGCUACAGCCAAUAAAGCUGCAAAAAUUAAACGAUUAAAAGCUGCCCAAAGACAGUCUAGUAAUGGUACAUUAAGCAAAAGAAAAAUGUUGACAAAAAAUACAAGAGUGGCCAUAAAUAAUAUGAUGGAUGCCCGUAUUAUACUUUUACAAAAAGCUUUAGAAAAACGUACUGUAAUGGUAGAUGCUAGACAAAAACUAACAAAACAGAAAGAUGCUCGUGAAAUAAUCCAAGAACGCCGAUUACAUUCAUCCUCUUAUGAUGGUACUCAUAGUAUGGGAACUUCAAGAGGACUUUCCAAUAACUUAGGUCAUGUAAAAAUUGACCACCGUGGCAUUCUUACCGUUAAGUCUAUUUUGGAUGAAAGAUCCUCUUCACAUCAUUCAAGUGUUCGUGACCGACGGCCUACUGUAAAACAAGGACGUUUUGAUGGCGUAGUGAAAAGACGUAUUAGUAAUUCAUUCAAUUCUGAGUUGGACACAUUUAGUAGCGACAAACCAAUUGAAGAAAUAAGACCAAUGAGACGUGAUAUGAGAAUCUCAAGACGUCCAAUGUCAAAUGCUCAGUCUAUAAGACAGCCUUUUGAGCGUUCUACUAGACCUUCAAGAAUAAAUGAAAAACCAUAUGGUAGGCCUAUGGCAAUGGAUUGGGAAGAAAACAGUAGAUACUCUCCGACCCCAGUAAUGAGACGGAAUAUAGGAGGAAAUGCAAUGUUUAAUCGUGAUGGAUAUGAAGAUGAUUUAUUAGACAUAAAUUCAAGGAAUCAUAGAGGAUUGAGUGAAACAUUACGUUCAAGAUUAGAUUCUCGUCAAACAGCUAUGGCUAAGCGUUCACUUCCCUCUGGCCAUAAAAUUGUUAUUUCUAAUUUAGAACCGUCUGUUACAUCUGAAGAUAUAAUAGAACUUUUUACCGAUUUUGGUAAUUUAUUAGAGUCUAGAGUAGUUCGACCAGGUGUUUCAGAAGUGAUAUAUGAACGUUAUGCAGAUGCUAUUCAAGCAGUUUAUGUAUAUCACAACAGGCUACUUAAUGGCAGGCCUAUGAAUUGUGAUAUGGUAAGAAAUGUUGGAUCUAAUCCUGCUGGACCAAUAUCUCUGCCUAGAACAAGUUGCAGAAUGCCUUCACGUGCUAUUGAUAUGUACAAACCUUCAGCGUACGUCACUUACGAUAUAGACGCUGUACAUACUGCAUUAUUUAAUAAAUAGUUUUAUAUCCCAAUUAAAAUGUAUAACAAUUUUCUAGAUUUCAUGCAUGUUACUUUUUUUCUGGCAAA